AUGUCCCAUCACUGGGGAUACGGCAAGCACAACGGACCAGAGCAAUGGCAUGAGAUCUUCCCCAUUGCCAAAGGAGAACGUCAGUCCCCUGUUGACAUCGAUACCAAAGCAGCCAAGCAUGACCCUGCUCUGAAGCCCCUGCAUAUUGGUUAUGAUCCAGCGACCGCUCGGAGGCUCAUAAACAAUGGUCACUCAUUCAACGUGGAAUAUGAUGACUCCCAGGACAGAUCAGUUCUGAAGGGAGGACCCCUGGAUGGUACUUACAGAUUGAUACAGUUCCACUUUCACUGGAGUUCAUCUGAUGAACAAGGUUCUGAACACUCAGUGGAUAAAAGGAAAUUUGCUUCAGAGCUUCACUUGGUCCAUUGGAACACCAAAUAUGGGGAUUUUGGAAAAGCUGUGCAACAACCUGAUGGAGUGGCUGUUUUGGGCAUUUUCCUGAAGAUAGGCAGUGCUAAACCAAGUCUUCAGAAAGUCAUUGAUGUACUGGAUUCCGUUAAAACGAAGGGUAAAAGUGUCGAUUUUAGUAACUUUGAUCCUAGCAGCCUCCUUCCUGACAACUUAGACUACUGGACUUAUCCAGGCUCACUGACCACCCCUCCACUCCUGGAAUGUGUUACCUGGAUUGUGUUAAAGGAACCCAUCAGUAUCAGCAAUGAGCAGGUGUUGAAAUUUCGUAGUCUUAACUGCAACGGGGAGGGCGAACCUGAAGAACAAAUGUUGCAAAACUGCCGUCCACAUCAGCCCCUGAAAAAUAGGCAAAUCAGAGCUUCCUUCAAAUAA
Molecule: messenger RNA, 783 nt
Organism: Chrysochloris asiatica (Cape golden mole)
Lineage: Eukaryota; Metazoa; Chordata; Mammalia; Afrosoricida; Chrysochloridae
Gene: CA2
Product: carbonic anhydrase II
Exons: 7
Coding region: 1-783 (260 amino acids)
Cellular component (GO): cytoplasm
Molecular function (GO): zinc ion binding; carbonate dehydratase activity
Source: RefSeq, a predicted model, not a curated record